Molecule: messenger RNA, 2052 nt
Organism: Pipistrellus nathusii (Nathusius's pipistrelle)
Lineage: Eukaryota; Metazoa; Chordata; Mammalia; Chiroptera; Vespertilionidae
Source: the annotation of a GenBank genome assembly
AUGGAUGCUUACAAAUAUCAGGACAACUAUGAGGGCUACGCCCACACGGAUGGCUACUAUCCCGGCAACGAGUCCAACCCGGAGGAGGAUGCCCAGAGUGACGUCACCGAAGGCCACGACGAGGAGGAUGAGAUCUAUGAGGGGGAGUACCAAGGCAUCCCUCACCCGGAUGAUGUCAAGACCAAGAAGGCCAAGAUGGCGUCCUCCAGGGAGGAUGACUUUCGGGCCCAGGCAGACCUGAUGGCGGAGAGGCUGGAAGAUGAGGAGCAGUUGGCUCAUCAGUACGAGACCAUCAUGGACGAGUGUGGCCAUGGACGCUUCCAGUGGAUCCUCUUUUUCGUCUUGGGUUUGGCCCUGAUGGCUGAUGGGGUGGAGGUGUUUGUGGUGAGUUUUGCCCUGCCUAGCGCAGAGAAGGACAUGUGUCUGUCCAGUUCCAAGAAAGGAAUGCUUGGGAUGAUAGUCUAUCUCGGGAUGAUGUCAGGGGCCUUUGUCCUGGGGGGCCUGGCAGAUAAGCUGGGGAGAAAGAGGGUCCUCAGCAUGUCUCUGGCCCUCAACGCCUCCUUCGCCUCCAUCUCCUCCUUCGUGCAGGGUUACGGCGCCUUCCUCUUCUGCCGACUCAUCUCGGGCAUCGGUAUUGGUGGAGCGCUGCCCAUUGUGUUUGCCUAUUUCUCUGAAUUCUUGUCUCGGGAGAAGCGCGGGGAGCACCUCAGUUGGUUGGGUAUCUUCUGGAUGACUGGGGGCAUCUAUGCGUCUGCCAUGGCUUGGACCAUCAUUCCGCACUAUGGCUGGGGCUUCAGCAUGGGCACCCACUACCACUACCACAGCUGGAGGGUGUUUGUCAUCGUCUGCGCGCUGCCCUGCACCGUGUCUUUGGUGGCCCUGAGGUUCAUGCCCGAGAGCCCGCGGUUUCUGCUGGAGAUGGGCAAACACGAUGAAGCUUGGAUGAUUCUCAAGCAAGUCCAUGACACCAACAUGAGAGCUAAGGGGACCCCGGAGAAGGUGUUCACGGUUUCCCACAUCAAGACCCCCAAGCAAAUGGAUGAGUUCUUUGAGAUCCAAAGCGCAACAGGAACUUGGUACCAGCGCUGCCUGGUCAGAUUCAAGACCACGUUCAAGCAGGUCUGGGAUAACGCUCAGUACUGCCUGCUGGGGCCUUACCGGAUGAACACGCUGAUUCUGGCCGUGGUCUGGUUCACGAUGGCGUUAAGUUACUACGGCCUGACCGUUUGGUUCCCCGACAUGAUCCGGUACUUCCAAGAGGAAGAAUACAAGUCCAAGAUGAAGGUGUUUUUUGGCGAGCACGUGUUCGGCGCCACUAUCAACUUCACGAUGGAAAACCAGAUCCACCAGCACGGCAAGCUGGUGAAUGACAAGUUCACAAAGAUGUAUUUCAAGCACGUUCUCUUUGAAGACACGUUCUUUGAUGAGUGCUAUUUUGAAGAUGUGACAUCCACGGAUACCUAUUUCAAAAACUGCACCAUUGAAUCCACCAUCUUUUAUAACACAGACCUCUACGAGCAUAAGUUCAUCGACUGUCGCUUUAUCAACUCGACCUUUCUGGAGCAGAAGGAGGGCUGUCACAUGGACCUGGAGCAAGACAACGACUUCCUGAUCUACCUGGUCAGCUUCCUCGGCAGCCUGUCCGUCCUGCCCGGGAACAUCAUCUCCGCCCUGCUCAUGGACAGGAUCGGGAGGCUCAAGAUGAUCGGUGGCUCCAUGCUGAUUUCCGCAGCCUGCUGCUUCUUCCUGUUUUUCGGCAACAGCGAGUCUGCGAUGAUCGGCUGGCAGUGCCUGUUCUGCGGGGCCAGCAUCGCGGCCUGGAACGCUCUGGAUGUGGUCACCGUGGAGCUGUACCCCACCACCCAGAGGGCAACCGCCUUUGGCAUCCUCAACGGGUUAUGCAAAUUUGGAGCCAUUCUGGGAAACACCAUCUUCGCUUCCUUUGUUGGGAUCACCAAAGUGGUCCCCAUCCUUCUGGCCGCCACGUCCCUCGUCGGGGGCGGCCUGAUUGCUCUCCGGCUGCCAGAGACCCGAGAGCAGGUGCUGAUGUGA